Messenger RNA from Danio rerio (zebrafish), 1080 nucleotides. It is a transcript of the gene reep5, whose product is annotated as receptor accessory protein 5. NCBI's taxonomy places the organism in Eukaryota, Metazoa, Chordata, Actinopteri, Cypriniformes, Danionidae. Gene Ontology annotation, cellular component: endoplasmic reticulum membrane; sarcoplasmic reticulum membrane. The record is from RefSeq and is marked provisional.
GUUGUUGGGCUGCUGUUCAUGAGUUUUACUUCACAUUGCAACAAAACCACCAUCCCUUCAGACAAAUCAUGGCGGCCGCGUUAAAACAGCGCUUCGACAAUGCCCUCCACGAGAAAAAUAUGGUGACGGACUUGUUGGCGAAGAUUGAGGCGAAGACUGGAGUGAACAGGUCGUACAUCGCAUAUGCUGUCAUCGCGUUCAUUGCUAUUUAUCUGGUGAUCGGAUACGGCGCUUCUCUGCUCUGCAACCUCAUCGGAUUCGUCUAUCCUGCCUACAUAUCAAUCAAAGCCAUUGAGAGCCCAGCCAAGGAUGAUGACACAAAAUGGCUGACCUACUGGGUGGUUUAUGGAGUGUUCAGCGUGGUGGAGUUCUUCGCCGACAUUUUCCUGUCCUGGUUCCCUUUCUACUUCUUGGCCAAGUGUGCUUUCUUGGUUUGGUGCAUGGCUCCGACUCCAUCAAACGGCUCCAUUAUGCUCUACACCAGGAUCAUUCGCCCUUUCUUCCUGAAGAACGAAGCCAAAAUCGACAACGUGAUGAAGGACCUCACAGAUAAAGCCGCUGGGGCUGCGGAUAAGAUUAAAGAUGAAGCCAAGAAAGCCACUGCCAACAUUAUGUUUGAGGAGAAAAAGCACUACUAAGAACCAUUUCCACUGCUUCCUACCCUGCGGACGACACUCGCCUGAAUAAAUGUUGCCUUUAUAUGCUCUUAUUUUUUGGAAGAAACUGGAAGUGGGCUGAUUGUUGUUACUCCCUGCGCCUGUCUUUAAACAUGUGGCGGCCAUAUUAGAUCCUUCUAGAUCUGACAAUCCCAGGUCUGUUUGAACGGGUUAGGCGUAGAUCAUAUCCUGUAAAGCUUUCUUCAGUCUCAGCAAACAUCCUUAUCUUUCCUCUAGACAUGUCUUGAAUUCAUAGGUCAUUCAAUAGUUUACCUUGCAUCCUACGCUCAGUUAACUUUUAAAUCUGAAAUGUAUUUAUGUGCGAGAAGCAGAUUGUUUGUAAGAAGUGAUGAUGUCAGCGGUACCAUAAGGUCAUGAAUUAUGCAUCCGACAUCAACUAUUAAACAAUAGUUGGACUCCACAA